This is a messenger RNA of Echinococcus granulosus, 804 nucleotides long. RefSeq lists its product as hypothetical. The transcript has 6 exons. The record is from RefSeq and is a predicted model, not a curated record. NCBI's taxonomy places the organism in Eukaryota, Metazoa, Platyhelminthes, Cestoda, Cyclophyllidea, Taeniidae. Bases 1 to 804 code for a protein of 267 amino acids.
AUGACUAUAUCCGAGUGUGUCCUGGAUGAACUUUUGUCGAAAACAGGUGGUUUGGUCAGUCGAUCUGGCGAAGGUGGAAAGAGAGAAAGCUACCGUCCUACCCUGUCUCGUUCUCCAUACUUCUCCGACGAUAUUGCCUCAAGUGUCGACCAUCACCUUCUCCUGGCAUUGUCGUCCGAUAACCGCUGGAGACCAUGCAGCCCGGCAGAGCUUCUCUCGCUCUGCAACAUGACAUUCCACAGACGGUGUGCAUACUUCUUCCUGGACCUCUUCUCAAUUUCCGCACUCAUCGCUCUGGCCAUCGAAAUUGUCCUCCCAUGGAUGCUGAAGGCGAACGAUAAGUGCUAUGGCAUUGUAUACAACUGCGACAAAUGUCAGAAGAAGGAAUUCCUCAUAUCAUUGGUCGCUGCAAGCAUAGCUGGCUGUAUCAUCGCAAUCAUGACGGUGUUUGCGGUGGUACUGAGUUUUGGCAGUUGCCGCAGCUCUUCCUCCUGUUCACACUCCAUGUUUCGUUUCACUUUGGCCUACAUCUUGCUCGACGUCGUGGCACUGAUCUCCAACAUUGUCGCAAUGGCACUGUGGGUUAAAAUGGAUGAAACGAAGAGCUUUGGACCUUCAUUCUGGGUGGGUUGGGCUGCCAAUGGAAUGCUGCUGAUCCUUCUUGUUAUACUGGUCACCCUCCGAACUCGUGGAGGGAGCGGUGAUGGCAGCGGAGAUUACAACUCGCAGACGUCCGCUGAUCAACCGCUAUUUCGAUCGCUCUACUUCAUGGUGUCCACCACAGUUUUCCACAACCGCAGCUAA